Molecule: messenger RNA, 540 nt
Organism: Verruconis gallopava
Lineage: Eukaryota; Fungi; Ascomycota; Dothideomycetes; Venturiales; Sympoventuriaceae
Exons: 1
Coding region: 1-540 (179 amino acids)
Molecular function (GO): hydrolase activity
Source: RefSeq, a predicted model, not a curated record
AUGGCUUCAGCCGAGCGAUUUGCAUACGCUCCUAACCGUCAUCUAACGCCACCUUCUGCGACCAUUAGCCAGUUCCAAGAUUUCAAGGCUCGUCUCGGGAUCACUCAUUCUGUGCUCACUCAUGGGCUUUCUUAUGGGGAUGACUGCAGCUCAUUGAAAUCCUUCGUCGCCGAGCUAGGGCGCUCGUCUACGGUUGGAGUUGGCGUCAUCGACCCGGAGACGGUCACGCCGGAGGAAUUGGCAGCAAUGCAGGCAGCUGGGGUGAGAGGCAUCCGUGUCAAUUUGUACAAAUAUGGCGCGAUGCACGAUGUCGAAAGACAGAAGAUAGCCCUGCGUCAGCAUGCGCGAAUCCUGCGUCGAUAUUGUCCUCAUUGGAGCAUGGCAUUUACACACGUGCAUCCAGAAUUCUGGGGAGAUCUCAAGCCUGUUAUUGAAGGAGAGAUCUGUGCACCAGGUAUAAGGCUGAUUACCGAUCACUUUGCAUUGCUCAAGGGCGCCAGCAUGCUUCCUGGGACGCUGGCUAGCGCUCCAGCCGAUUAG